Molecule: messenger RNA, 2926 nt
Organism: Cylicocyclus nassatus
Lineage: Eukaryota; Metazoa; Nematoda; Chromadorea; Rhabditida; Strongylidae
Source: the annotation of a GenBank genome assembly
AUGACUAGCGCAAUCAAAUGGACGCUAUCUUGGAGUUUUGGCACGAUCGACGACAGAUCUAUGUGGGCUUUAUGGGCAACCAUCUGCUUAACGGUAAUGGUACCCGUCCACUCCCUCUUCCCAGGAGCGAUUCCUGACGAAGGUGAUGUGCGUCACCUUUAUCCGGUGACUCAAAUCUCAAUGGGUUUGGACAACCACGCUCAUGCUGUACCUUACCUCCUUGGCUGGUUAGAAAACAUUGAUUAUCCAAAGGAUCGCCUUCACGUAAUGAUCUAUCUACUCAGUAAAGAAGAUACCACUAGUGACCAGGUGAAGUGGUGGAAAGAUUCUGUCGCUUCGCUUUUCGCUUCACUGAAAAUCGUUGAAGGUGAGGAAAACUGGCUGGAAGCAGGAUUGAGGUCAGCGCGAUUACGUCGAGCCGGUCGAGUCCUUCUGUUAUCUGGUAAUACGAUUCCGAUGAGAAGUCGCUUACUUAGAGACCUCAAUUCAACGGCAGUUGUCAUGAGUGCGUUGUUCGAUGCGGCAUCGAACGAGGCAAACACCAAUUACGACCUGGUUGAAGAUAAUUAUCGAAAAAGAACUGUGGUUGAAAGGAAAGAGAUAAACAAAGCUGUUCUGCCUAUGCUUAUCAAUAUCGAUCUUAUGGAUGCCUCAUACCUUACAUUUGACGCAGAAAACUUGCCGAAUUAUGUAGGGGACAGUGAUCCCUUGGAGGUUUUUGCUGAAGCGGCGCGGCGGAUGAAUGUGAAAUUAUGGAUCGACAACCUGAAAUAUUAUGGUUUUUACAUUGACGAAAACCUCGAAGUUGAUAGUCGUCGAAGAGCGCUUCGAUAUUUGCUUGCUGAUCUUGCUGCCGAUGGUCAGCAGCUUCCUAUUCCAUCCCAAACUGUGAGAGCUUCUGUUCCUGAACCACAGUUGUGGGAUGUGGACAAAAUCUAUAUGAUCAACUUGAAACGCCGCCCAGAGAGAAGAACGAGAAUGGAAAAGAUCUUUGAAAUCUUAGGUGUCGAUGCUACUUACUGGGAGGCUACCGAUGGUCAAAAACUGCCAGGCGAAUUCGUUUAUGAAUUACUUCCGGGAUAUCUUGAUCCGUUCCACAAAAGGCCCAUAAAAGCGGGUGAAAUUGGAUGUUUCCUGAGUCAUUACAGAAUCUGGCAAGAUGUAAUCAAUCGCGGUCUGUCACGAGUCAUUGUGUUCGAAGAUGAUCUGCGUUUUUCUGAUGAUGGCUUGGAAAGAAUCAAAGAAGUGCUUGAAGAUCUGGAUGGGUCGAAAAUGGAAUGGGAUUUGAUUUACCUGGGAAGAAAGAAGCAAGCUGAUCAAGCAAAAUUGUGGGUACCAGAACAUCGACAUUUGAGUACGGUCGGUUAUUCUUAUUGGACACUUGGUUAUAUCCUUUCCAAAAGUGGCGCUCGAAAACUGUUAGACGCAAAGCCCUUGGAAGCCCUAUUGCCAGUCGAUGAGUAUCUGCCAAUUAUGUUUGACAAACAUCCAAAUAAGAUAUGGUCAUCCUAUUUUCCCAAUCGAAACCUACGAGCAUUUACGCUCUACCCACUGACUGUAUUCCCGCAACGAUACACUCAUGAGGAAGGCUAUGUUAGCGAUACUGAGGAUUCUCCAAUAGUUGCUAGAGAAAUCGAUAGUAAAGGUUCGAAGAAGAAUUACAUCUCGAGAUCGGUGCGGCGCCCACAGAGCCUGCAGAAGCAGUCUCCGCCACCAAUGGGAUGCGUAUGGUCAAGCGCGGAUCUUGUUGGAGGCGGUUACCGUAUCAAAAUUGUAAAAAAAAUUGCCGAAGGCGGAUUCAGUCAGGUUCUUCUCGCUACGGACAUAGAUGCCGGAGAGAGCUUUGCGGUGAAAAAAAUCGCAAAUCACUCACGAGAAACGGCGGAGAGGAUCGCGAAUGAGACUGCGAUACAUAGUCAGUUGUUUGGCGUUCAAAAUGUGGUUCCGCUCUUGGCGACAAUAGAAGCCGAUAAUGCUGUAUAUUUAGUGUUUCCAUUUUAUAAAAAAGGUUCUGUUGGAGACGAUCUGCUUCGAAGGCGAGCGAUAAAUGAGCACUUAAAUCAAGCUCAGGUUGUGCGUAUUUUUCAUGGUUUAUGCUUAGCUGUACGUGCUCUUCAUGAGUUGGGUUAUGUACAUAGAGAUUUGAAGGUCGCCAAUGUUAUGAGAGCAGAUGAUGGUACACCGUUAUUGACAGAUUUUGGGUCUGCUACUAGGAUUCCAAUUCGGAUAGAUAAUGCUCGCGACCAGCAACAUGCAAUUGAUGAAGCUGCUGAGCUAUGUUCGAUGCCGUACCGAGCUCCCGAGCUCUUCGAUUGUCACAUUGGAACAGUAAUCAGUGAGAAAGCCGAUCUUUGGUCUCUUGGUUGUUGUCUUUACGCUCUUUGCUACUUCGUUUCACCAUUCGAUCUCGUCUAUGAAAAGGGCAACAGCGUUGCAUUGGCUGCCCAAAGUCCCGAAAAGAUACAGUAUCCUGAAACGGGACUGUACGACAAGCGAUUAAUUGACAUAAUGAGGCGUCUUCUAGUUGUGGAUCCCAUCCAUCGAAUGUCUAUAGAGGAUGUCAUCAAAGUAAUGGCAUCAUUAGCGAAGGAGAUGUCGCAGAAUGCAGCAAAUAACAUAGUUUGAAUUAUUCACAAGUUUGAUUCUGUGUGACAGCAUAUUUCCAAACAUUCACUUAACAAGCUUUUGCACGCCGCGGUUCCUGAAACUUUACAUCAACUCAAAAUCUAAGGGUAGAGCAUUACAUAUUGUCCACUUAUCACAUUUCACCUUACCUCUUUGUUGAUUUUGCGCUGAACUGUAAAAAUUCUUCCUUUGUAUGCAAAUUUGUUCAUUCUGUGGUAUAGAGAAUUGUGAUAUCAAAAAUAUUGAGGGUCAGUCAGCACAUGUAUAUUCGUCUUUUCAAAGGAAUAAACUUUGCUCGAAC